Molecule: messenger RNA, 2460 nt
Organism: Brenthis ino (lesser marbled fritillary)
Lineage: Eukaryota; Metazoa; Arthropoda; Insecta; Lepidoptera; Nymphalidae
Source: the annotation of a GenBank genome assembly
AUGCCUAAAACAAAUGCGGAAAUUUGUCGGGCGUAUAGGUUGCGAAAAAAGAAGAUUGCACAAGGAUACCGAUCUUCUGUGAAUGAAAUUUUAUCUACACCAUCAACUUUAAAUUUGUCGCCUCAGCCUGUGAUUACCGAGUCAUCGUUGCCUACUGCAGUACACGAUAAUUUCCACUGUAUUAUUGUGCAACCGGAUGUGCCUGUAGAAAAUUCGUCUAUGCUGUAUUAUCAUCGUACAACAUCGGAAAAUAUUACAUCAACAAAAAUGGACCAAAGUCCUCGAUCUCGAGCACGAAAAAAUAAUCAACAGUUAGCUGAUGCUUCGAUUAUACAUGUUUUGUCUAAUCAAGACAUUGUACUGGACCAAGAACGUCAUUCGUUAAAUCAAGACGUAAUCACGGAUCAGGAAUUACCUCAAUCAGACGUACAAAUUAUUAAUUCCAAGUCUUCAGACCACUUAAUAAUUAAUCAUUCCACUGAUUUUGAGUCAGAAUCAAUAGUCAAGAACGAAAAAGUUACAGUGACGGAAUCUAAAGUUGAUAAGCAAGAUGAAAAAACUGAAGAAGAACCAUCACUAGAUAGCACGUUAUCGUUAAAGCCGUUACCAAAUCUUACAGAUGAAGAAUCUCCUUCAAAGGUUGUUCAACGAAAUAUAGCGGCUCCUGUUAGAUUGGUUCCACAACAAUCUCUACUAAUUCCUCAAAGGCCACAAUUCGCAAAUUUAGUAAACACUACAAGGAAAGUGUAUAUACCCAUAAGCGGUUCACAAAAUCAAGUUGGAAAGACUAUUGUGUUAAAAAAACUUUCUCCUCAUGUUUCGAGGCUACGAGGACCUGACUUAUUGCCGAAACCUGGUACCUCAGUAAGAAUGCCUAGAAUGGUUGCAAGGCAUCCAGUGCCCUUACCCGAUUCUUUGAAACAAUAUGAGCCUCCAAACUAUAAGAAUUUACCAACCGCACCUGAACUUAAACUAUCUGAAGUAGAAAAUGUUCUCAAGAUGCCAAAAACUAACGCAGAGAAUUGCAGAGCAUAUUACUAUCGUAACAAAAAUAAAAGCGUAAAAAAAAAGCGGUCAGCAAAAACAAACGCGGAACUUUGUCGGGCGUAUAGGCUGCGUAAAAAAAAGAUUGCACAAGGAUACCAAUCUUCUGUGAAUGAAAUUUUAUGUACACCAUCAACUUCAAAUUUGCCCCCUCAGCCUGUGAUUACCGAUUCAUCGUUGUCUACCGCAGUACACGAUAAUUUCAACUGUAUUACUGAGCAAACUGAUAUUCAAAUCGAGAAUUCAUCAACGACUUCCGGACCACCGCCUCAGCCUAUAAUUACCGAUCCAUCGUUGUCUUCUGCAGUACACGAUAAUUUCCACUGUAUUAUUGUGCAACCUGAUGUGCCUGUAGAAAAUUCUUCCGUGCUGGGUUACCACCGUACAACAUCGGAAAACACUACACCAACAAAAACGGACCAAAGUCCUCGACCUGUAGCACGAAAAAAUAGUCAACAGAUAGCUGAUGCUUCGAUUAUAAAUGUAUUGUCUAAUGAAGACAUUGUACUGGAUGAAGAACGCCAUUCAUUAAAUCAAGACGUAAUCACGGAUCAGGAAUUGCCUCAAUCAGACGUAUUAAUUAUUAAUUCCAAGUCUUCAGAUCAUUUAAUAAUUAAUUAUUCCACUGAUGUUGAGUCAGAAUCAAUAGUCAAGAACGACAAAGUUACAGAGACGGAAUGUAAAGAUGAUAAACAAGAUGAAAUAACUGAAGAAAAACCAUCACUAGAUAGCACGUUAUCGUCAAAGCCGUUACCAAAUCUUACAGAUGACGAACCUCCUUCAAAGGUUGAUCAACGAAAUAUAGCGGCACCUGUUAGAUUGAUUCCACAACAAUCUCUACUAACUCCUCAAAGACCACAAUUCGCAAAUUCAGUAAAUACUCCAAGAAAAGUGUAUAUACCCAUAAGUGGUUCACAAAAUCAAGUUAGACAGGCUGUUGUGUUAAAACAACUCUCUCCUCAUGAUCCGAGGCUACGAGGACCUGCCUUAUUGCCGAAAUCUGGUACCUCAGUAAGAAUAUCUAGAAUAGCUGCAAGGCAUCCAGCGCCCUUACCCGAUUCUUUGAAACAAUAUCAACCUCAUAACUGGAAGGCUUUACCACCCGCACCUGAACUUAAACUAUCUAAUGUAGAAAAUGGUAUAGUUAUCUCAUGGAAAAUAGAUGGCUACCAAGAAGAAGACUAUGAAGAAAUAGCUAGUUAUCAGUUAUACGCAUAUCGGGAGACAUCUUUACCCCCAAAUACAGCACUAUGGGAGAAAAUUGGUGACGUCGAAGCUCUACCAUUGCCUAUGGCAUGCACUUUGACAGAAUUUAUGGCGGGAUAUAAAUACUAUUUCGCGGUGAGGGCCGUCGAUGUCCGGUCUAGACUAGGACCAUUUAGUUUACCCGGAAGUAUACUUCUUUUGAAUAAAAUG